AUGCCGGCGCAUGAUUUUGUCUAUUGGGACGACAAUGUAUCCCCAGCUGACAUCACUCUUGCCUCCCGAAAGACGCGUCGCAAAUCCUUUCGCCGCAGCAUGGUGGUUCUACCCAUCUCAACAAGCUCGCCAGUUACUUGCAGUGGUCCCAAGGUGACUCUUCGCCGAAAGAGUCUAGGUGUUGCUUUCCAAGCCAAACAUGCCUCUCAUAUUUCUCCAUCAGUUACUUCGCAAGAUUGCACGGUUUCUCGGGGUAAAGAGAUUAGCGCUCGCACCGAGAGUUCUUUUCGGACUCAUGCACAAAUACAGUCUAUUUUCAACGCACCUUUGGAUACUGAAAAACAAUUGUCACCAAAAGAAUCACCUCCGAACUGUGCCUUCCGAGCAAACAAUGCUAGACCCUUUCAAAUGUUUUCUGAACCUGUUUGGAAACCUGAUUCUAAGGACUCGGAUCUUCUACCAGAUUCCGUAGAUGCACUAUAUGAAAAUUACGGGCGCGAGCUUGGAGAGUGGCCAAAGCUUCUAGCACGGCUAAAGUGGGAUGCAUGUUGUGCUCUUCAAGUUCCAAGCGUAACUCGCAUGGACGUGGUUGCCAAUCCGAUUCUGACACCUUUUGCUGAGUUACUGUUCCCGGAUAGGUCAGCUACAAGUGUCAGGGAGCUUCAGCAACGUACAAAGCGAAUUUACGCUUCGACGAUGGCCGGUGUGGCGAGAGCUCAAUUAGAUCACAAAAGAACAAGAUAUAUGGUCUCCAUUGUAAAACGCCAACAAAAAAUAUUAAGGGACGCCAAGCUAAAGGAACUCCUACCUCGUGUAGCAAAUAGCCAUAGUCCUAUGAAUGCCAAUGAUAUUCUUACUUUUAUUCCAUGUUUACGUGAAACUGAUGAAAAUGUCUUGUAA
Molecule: messenger RNA, 900 nt
Organism: Mesocestoides corti
Lineage: Eukaryota; Metazoa; Platyhelminthes; Cestoda; Cyclophyllidea; Mesocestoididae
Source: the annotation of a GenBank genome assembly